This is a messenger RNA of Penicillium subrubescens, 1008 nucleotides long. Its product is annotated as NADP-dependent oxidoreductase domain-containing protein. The coding region runs from base 1 to 1008 and encodes 335 amino acids. Gene Ontology annotation, cellular component: cytoplasm. The transcript is spliced from 3 exons. NCBI's taxonomy places the organism in Eukaryota, Fungi, Ascomycota, Eurotiomycetes, Eurotiales, Aspergillaceae. The record is from RefSeq and is a predicted model, not a curated record.
AUGUCUCUUCCCGUCCGUAACCUCGGCCGUAAUGGGCCUGAGGUUAAUGCUGUUGGUCUUGGGUUUAUGAGCCUAGGUGGUAUAUAUGGAUCACGGGACUCCCUGGAACAUAAGGUGUCCUUCCUCGAACAUGCCCAUGCCGCUGGCCAGCGAUUUUGGGACACUGCCGAUAUGUACCUGGACAGUGAAGACGCUGUUGGAGAGUGGGUUAAGCGUUCAGGCAAUCGAAACGACAUCUUUAUUGCCACAAAAUUUGGCAUCCAGUACGACCCAUCAUCUGGAGACUACAACUUGAAGAUCCGAUCCGACCCAGAGUAUGUCAGGGAGGCAUGCGAGAAGAGCCUCAAGCGACUGAACACUACCAUCGAUCUAUACUACUGCCACCGCAUUGAUGGUGUCACUCCUAUCGAAAAGACUAUCAAAGCCAUGGUCGAGCUGAAGAAGUACUUGGGUCUUUCCGAAGUGUCUGCUGCAACCCUCCGCCGAGCACACGCGAUCUACCCUAUUUCUGCUUUCCAAAUUGAAUAUAGUGCUUUCGCAACCGACAUUGAGUGGCCAACUAUUGAUCUUCUGAAUACAUGCCGUGAACUUGGGAUUGCGGUGGUUGCCUACAGCCCGAUCGGCCGAGGAGUUCUUUCUGGCCAAAUCAAGACCUUCGACGAUCUUCCUGAAAAUGACUUCCGUCGCGGGCUGCCUAAAUAUGCACUUGAAAAUUUUCCUAACAUCGUGAGGUUGACAGAUGGGUUUAAUAAGGUUGCUCAGGCCCAUGGCAGGACUUCAGCGCAAGUUGCGAUCGCAUGGCUGCUAGCUCAAGGAUUGGACAUCAUUCCUAUCCCUGGUACCCGUUCGACAUCCCGUAUGGAUGAGAACAACGCCGCUGUACUGGUCAAGCUGACAGAGCAUGAAGUUCAAGAGCUUCGUGAAUUGGUGGAUCGGACGGAAAUUCCCGGGCAGCGUUACUCUGGAGCGAUGGUUGAAAACACACUCCGUGAAUCCGUACCACUAUGA